GUUGUCCCCCUUCCUUUCCUCCCCACCUUGUGCAUUCACGUAGACCAAACCAUAGAAACCAAAGAACCAACCAUUCGCAAAAGGCAAAUCGAUCUCCUCCGCUUUCCUCGUCUCUCUCUCUCUCUCUCUCUCUCUCUCUCUCCCUCUAAGAAAUCAAGCACAACGUCUAUGGUUUCAGUGAAAUCAUGGUGAUCUUUUCAGUGUUAACAUUGUGCUCGUAGGUGAUCCCGUCGUCGUUAGAUGGGCAACACCUGCCGUGGCGGAUCGUUAGUAGGAAGCAGGUACUUUCCCAGCUACAGCGGGCCUACCGACCGGUCCUCCUCUUGCUCGUCCUCCGACGGCACCCCUCGCUACCACCUGUCCUUCUCCCACCUCGACCCGGACGAGCCCCCGCAGCCGGCAGCAAAGCCCGAUCGUGACGGCGCCAUGCGGCGCAGCGGCGAAGGCAGCGCCACCUGGGUCCUCGGCCACAGGACCGCCAACCUCCGCGACCUCUAUACCCUCGGCCGCAAGUUGGGGCAGGGCCAGUUCGGCACUACGUACCUGUGCACCGAGGUGGCCACGGGGAGGGAGUACGCCUGCAAGUCCAUCUCCAAGCGAAAGCUGAUCGCCAAGGAGGACGUGGAGGACGUGAGGCGGGAGAUCCAGAUCAUGCACCACCUGUCGGGGCACAAGAACGUGGUCACCAUCAAGGGCGCGUACGAGGACCCACUGUACGUGCACAUCGUGAUGGAGCUGUGCGAGGGCGGGGAGCUCUUCGACCGCAUCAUACAGCGGGGGCACUACAGCGAGCGCAAGGCCGCCGAGCUGACCAGGAUCAUCGUCGGGGUCGUCGAGGCGUGCCACUCGCUGGGGGUUAUGCACAGGGACCUCAAGCCAGAGAACUUCUUGCUGGCUAAUAGGGACGACGACUCCUCGCUCAAGGCCAUAGACUUUGGGCUCUCCGUCUUCUUCAAGCCCGGCCAGAUCUUUACAGACGUUGUUGGCAGUCCAUAUUAUGUAGCUCCUGAGGUACUAUGUAAGCACUACGGACCAGAAGCUGAUGUCUGGACAGCUGGGGUGAUACUAUACAUAUUGUUGAGUGGGGUGCCACCCUUUUGGGCAGGUAUAGUUCUUAUUUGUGCUUUUACAAAAUUUUGUGAAUUCCUAGGACUGAAUUGUGCCUGUUUUUCAGAAACACAACAAGGAAUAUUUGAUGCAGUUUUGAAGGGAGUCAUUGACUUUGACUCAGAACCAUGGCCAAUGAUCUCUGAUAGCGCAAAGGACCUCAUAAGAAAAAUGCUCUGCUCUCGACCUUCAGAUCGCCUAACAGCUCACGAAGUACUUUGUCACCCGUGGAUAUGUGAAAAUGGUGUUGCUCCAGACCAAGCACUGGAUCCAGCUGUACUCUCUCGGCUUAAACAAUUCUCGGCAAUGAAUAAGUUGAAGAAGAUGGCUUUAAGAGUAAUAGCUGAGAGCCUUUCAGAGGAGGAGAUUGCUGGACUUAAAGAAAUGUUCCAAGCAAUGGAUACCGACAGCAGUGGUGCAAUCACGUUUGAUGAGCUAAAAGAGGGUCUCAGACGAUACGGUUCAAAUUUGAAGGAAUCUGAAAUCCGUUCCCUCAUGGAUGCUGCUGAUGUGGACAACAGUGGCACCAUUGAUUACGGGGAAUUUGUAGCCGCAACAAUACAUCUAAACAAACUAGAGCGUGAAGAGCAUUUAGUGGCAGCAUUUUCUUACUUUGACAAGGAUGGAAGUGGUUACAUUACAGUCGACGAACUUCAGCAAGCUUGUAAGGACCACAAUAUGACUGAUGUUCAGAUUGAUGAUAUUAUUAGAGAAGUUGAUCAGGAUAAUGAUGGUCGUAUCGACUAUGGUGAGUUUGUUGCUAUGAUGCAAAAGGGUAACAUGGGGCACGGAAGAAUAACCAUGCAGAGAAUGCGGAAUAGUUUGAAUAUUAGCAUGAAAGAUGCACCAGGAGCUCACUGAUUUCAAACCGCAUGCAUUACAGGUUCUGUAAAUUUGAACUUCUUUUUUUGUACUACGAAAUGAACGUGAAAAAAAGACAACAAAGAAGUUUGUGGUAUUCAUUUACUGCUGUAAAUCGAGUGAAAAUGAGAGAUGAGCAACACUAAACUUGAAUGUUCAGAGGUAAUCAUCAAA
Messenger RNA from Musa acuminata AAA Group (dessert banana), 2142 nucleotides. Its product is annotated as calcium-dependent protein kinase 26. The record is from RefSeq and is a predicted model, not a curated record. Gene Ontology annotation, biological process: protein autophosphorylation; intracellular signal transduction; peptidyl-serine phosphorylation. Gene Ontology annotation, molecular function: calcium ion binding; calcium-dependent protein serine/threonine kinase activity; calcium/calmodulin-dependent protein kinase activity. NCBI's taxonomy places the organism in Eukaryota, Viridiplantae, Streptophyta, Magnoliopsida, Zingiberales, Musaceae. Gene Ontology annotation, cellular component: cytoplasm; nucleus. The coding region runs from base 241 to 1968 and encodes 575 amino acids. The transcript has 6 exons.